Xenia sp. Carnegie-2017 is the source of this 2765-nucleotide messenger RNA. Its product is annotated as MYCBP-associated protein-like. Lineage: Eukaryota; Metazoa; Cnidaria; Anthozoa; Malacalcyonacea; Xeniidae. The coding region runs from base 135 to 2612 and encodes 825 amino acids. The record is from RefSeq and is a predicted model, not a curated record. The transcript is spliced from 27 exons.
GCGGAACAAAAAUAAAACUUUCGAUUGAAAAACACAGUUUGUUUUUUUAAUUUUAUGGGGGGUUUAUUAAUUAUGAAAAUAUUACAUAGAGUUGAAUUAUAUAAUUCUGUAGUAUUCACGAAGUAUCAGAUAUAAUGAAUAGUAAAUUAUCGAACAAGCCAUCAAAGAAAGACAGACCUAAAUCGACCGAUAAAGUUGUCAGAUCCAAGAAAAAAGGAGAUCAAACUCCGGACAAGAUAACAACGCCAGUCCCGUUGUCGAUGGUCGAGGAUCUCAAUUGUAAUGAGGCAUUAAACAAUGUUUUGUCCGGAGAAGAUAUAGAGUCACUGGCUGUUAACAUGACAGAACUACUUAAGCAUCGCCCAUCAAAACCCUCCAAAGUUGAACGAUCGACAAGACAAGUGAGAGUUAAAAAAACAAUAAAAUUAAAGAAUGAUGAGCAUACCGACAAGAAGACCUGGAGAAUAGUGAAUGUCGGUUAUCGUAAAAACUUAGAUGAUCCUGAGUUCCACAGCUAUGAAAAGAUAGGCAACAAAGAUCCAUAUCUUGACAAUGAAGAACCUUUCUAUGAACAUCAUAUUCUUGGAAGUUUGCUAGAUUUCAAGGAACAGAGUACAAAGCACCAUAAUGCUAAGAGACUCCCAACUCCUCAUCACGUAAAGACAUUCAGUUCUAUGCCAGAAUCUAACGGCAAAACAACAAAAACUGGAAAGCCUCAUUUUCACAGAUUUAACAUGAAUCAGUCUAAUGCCUUGGUAAACUGGGAAAAACAGAUAGCAGAAAGACGCAAACAGCAAGCAAGUCUUGCAAAAUUGUUGAAAACGACACCAGAAAUGUUGGGAAUGAAUCAAAACGAGGGAUAUCGUAGAACACAGGAGGAGCGAUAUCUCAUUGAAAGGACCAUUCCCUCGAAGGAUUAUGGGAAGGGCUAUCGUACUGGUAGUGAAUUUUGGCGUCAAUCUGAACAAAUUGGUGAUGAUAAAACAGGCAUUCAUAUGACAUUGACACAAACAGAACGUGGCUAUCCAAGUGUUGUUGAACACGUUGGGAAACCUCUUUCUGUCCGAGCUGAAAUGGGCAUGAAUUGGCCAAAUACAGAAUCUUAUCGAAGUAUGAUGGUUCACAGUCCUUGGAAAAAAUCCAGUUAUCUUUGUCAGAGAAAGAAUGAAUUGAAGGAUGCCAUUGACGAAAUUUGUCCUCAUAAACCCUACUUACAAGAACUGGAAGUUGUUGGUCAAUCUUUGGAUAACGAAGUAAAAGUAAAUUCAAAUGUUGUUGAGGAUCCUUAUUCAAGAAUGGAAACAUUCUCUGCAAAACAAGAGGAAACGAAAAAUGAUAUAAAUACAGAUCCACUGUCAAUGCACCCAGAUGUAUAUCCACAACCUGUAUUUGGUCCAUCUUUAAUGAUUGCUGGCCGUUCUGCAAAAUGGAACGGUUCUACAAACAACAGACUUGGCGAGAUUGGAGUUUCUUGUCGAGUACUACUUGAGGCUCAAGUUAACGAACGAGUAAUAUCAACAUUAGACUUGCACAAUAAUGGUACAGCAGUUGUUUAUUAUUCCUGGAAGCAUGUCCCUAUGAAUAACAACUUGGGAACUAAUUUGGCUGGAAAACAACAGAGAUUUUAUUUUGACAAGAACAGUGGAGUGAUUCUUCCUGGUGAUAAGUUGAGUUAUCCUUUCAUCUUUAAAUCAACCAAUCCAGGAAUGUUUUCACAGCAAUGGUUCUUGGAAACACAACCAAUCCUAAAUGGUGGAGCAGCCAUCAGCGUUCUUCUCAAGGGACUGGCACUACAGGACGAUUUGAACGCGGAGAAAAGAGCAGAAAUUGAAAGGAUUCUCGGUCGUCGCCAGGCAAAACAGAUAGUUGAAAGUAUUCUGAAAGAGAUCUUGGGAAAUAUCCGUUCCCCUGAGAGAUCAGUGAGUCCAGUCGAUGCAUAUAUUACGGAAGAGGAUAUAUUCGCACGUAGAAACCAAGAGAUAUCUUAUGACGAAGAAACAGUGCAAUCAUUAAAACUACUUUAUAAUGAGAUCGAGUCAGAAAAAGACUGGGAUCUAAAUCUUACAUCAUUACGUCAGUUGAUAACGUCAAAGGAGUUUGAUGAGAAAGAAACUUUGGAUGAAUAUCUAAGAAGACUAAAUGAUUACGUCAAGAAAUUAGCAUUUCCUUCACGUGUUCCUAUCAAAGAGGAAAUGUACUCCACGUGUUACUUCAUGUUAUGUGAAAUGAUUGAUGAUCUAGUGAUAAAAUCAGACAUGAUGAGGACUUCAAUGGGAUUACCUAUGAAAGAUAUGGUUGAAGAUACUACGGCGAACGACAAAAAAUCCAAAAAGAACGAUGUUGCUCGUUUAACUGCCGAGAAAAAAGAUGGCAGAAAAGACAAGAAAAGCGCUUAUGAUCGUCCAGUCUCGAGAGCACCAGGAGACAAGACAAAAUCUUCACGAGGAAGUCCUAACGUUCAAACAAGAUUGUUUGAUAAUGAAACGCCGGAACCAGGCGAUAGUCUCGUGGUUUCAACAACAACAGAAGAUACAAACAACGAUAAAAAAACAGUGAACUUAGUGCAUGAAGAAAAAUACAGAGAGAAAUAUUUCGUCCAGGCCAAAAGAUAGUGAUUGAAACGAUCAAUAAGAUCAACGAUAUGUUUGAUGACUUAGUGAGAAAUACUACAGCAUCGGAAGAAGACUUAAAAUGAACAUUUUUUAUUGAUUUAGCAAAAAUUUUGUACUCUUUCGGUUUCUGUUAGUAAAAAACGUUACUUUUUA